Messenger RNA from Zophobas morio, 2074 nucleotides. RefSeq lists its product as uncharacterized. Gene Ontology annotation, cellular component: nucleus. Gene Ontology annotation, biological process: transcription-coupled nucleotide-excision repair. Gene Ontology annotation, molecular function: ATP binding; ATP-dependent chromatin remodeler activity. The record is from RefSeq and is a predicted model, not a curated record. The transcript is spliced from 23 exons. The coding region runs from base 1 to 2061 and encodes 686 amino acids. Lineage: Eukaryota; Metazoa; Arthropoda; Insecta; Coleoptera; Tenebrionidae.
AUGGCUGAAGUACUUUUGAAAAUAAAAUAUGAUGCUGUUGUGUUGGAUGAAGGCCACUUUAUCCGGAAUCCGGACGCUGAAAUUACUGCGAUAUGCAAACGGCUGAAGUGCUUUGCACGCUUACUACUAACAGGAACUCCCAUACAAAAUAAUUUAAAAGAAUUAUGGUCUCUAUUUGACUUUGUCUAUCCCGGACGGCUGGGCACUCUUCCUCUGUUCCAAAGCCAGUUUGCUCUACCGAUCACAAUGGGCGGCUACGCUAAUGCUUCUCCUACUCAAGUUCAAACUGCGUACAAAUGCGCUCUCGUUUUAAGAAAAGCUAUUAGCCCUUACUUAAUAAGAAGAAUGAAAUCCGACGUUGAACUUUCUUUGCCUCAAAAAGUUGAACAAGUUCUCUUUUGCAAACUUACAGAACAACAAAGAAGAAUAUAUAAAGACUUUUUGAGUUCAAAUAAACUGAAAGCCAUAAUGGAAGGGCGAAUGGAUGUUCUGGCCGGAAUUGAUUACCUUAGAAAAUUAUGCAACCAUCCACAUCUCUUGGACCUACGGGUCAAAGAGGACACGUGCUUGUAUGGAAACUACAAAGAGUCUGGGAAAAUGGUCGUUCUUAAAAGUUUAUUAAGUAUAUGGGCUCAACAAAAGCAAAAAGUGCUAAUAUUUUCACAAACACGACAAAUGCUGGACAUCAUUGAAAUAUUUGUAAGAAAAAUGGAUUAUCGGUGCCUUCGAAUGGAUGGUUUGGUGGCCAUUUCUAAGAGAGAACUGUUAAUUACUGAAUUUAACAACAAUCCCAAAAUUUUCAUAUUUUUACUGACAACCAAAGUUGGGGGGCUCGGUGUGAAUUUAACAGGAAAAAAAAUAAUCAUUAUUUUUUUUGAUUUUCAGUUUAUUAUAAUUGGGUUAAUACUUUUAUCUUUUCGUUUAAUAGGAGCUAAUAGGGUUGUAAUAUUUGAUCCAGACUGGAAUCCGUCCACUGAUAGUCAAGCUAGGGAAAGAGCAUGGAGGAUUGGCCAAAACAGACAAGUUGCUAUUUAUAGAUUACUUGUGAACGGAACGAUUGAAGAAAAAAUGUACCAUCGACAAAUAUUUAAACAGUUUUUAACCAAUCGGAUUUUAGAAGACCCUCAGCAGCGACGUUUUUUUAAAAUACAUGACUUGCUUGAAUUGUUUUCUUUAAGUGAGGAACAUGAAACUACUGAAACUGGGGAACUUUUUGGCGGAGAAGGAACAGAAGUAACUAAAAAAAGUUUCACACUUUCUUCUGAAGUGUCUCGACCGGAUAACGGAUUUAUAAAUAUCGAAGAUAGUGAUGUUUCGGGAAUUGAAAGUAUUUCAAAUGUUGAAGUUGGUGAAGGUGAUAAAGAAGAUAUUAAAAUAAAUGACGAUCGCAUGUAUAUUCUAAGCGAGUUAUUUAAAAGUUCCGACCUUCUUCAUACUGCUCUUAAGCAUGAAGAAAUAGUAAAUUCGGGAAGAGAUAUUGAUAAGGAACUAAUUUUAGUUGAGCGCGAAGCGGAAGAAGUUGCUCAGUGCGCUGCACAGGCCUUAAGAGAAGCUCGUGCUAAGGCUAAGGCCAUUCCCCCUGGUCUUCCCACGUGGACAGGCCGCUUUGAAGGAGCACAAAAAACUACCCGUUUCGGUAAUAUUAAGAGUCAAACUAUUAAGGCACUUACACAAAACUUGAAUAAAAGUAAUGAGGGGAUAUCCUUGACUGGUGAGCCAUCAUCUUCUGAACAUUCACUUAGCAAAUCAACGAGUGAAUUUUCGCACGACACUUCCAAUGAAGUUCCUCUUUCUUCAUCGAGCAUAUUGGAAAACGUGAAGAAGCGAUUCGGAAUUACACCAUCUAAAGAAGAUUUUUUUAAAAAAGUGAUAAAAGAAUUAUGCUUAUUUAUUCAAAGCAAAGGAGGCUCUGCAUCUACAAAAGCAAUAGUUGAUCACUACAGAAUUCUUUUAACCCGCCAAGAAACACGUGUUUUUAGAAGUAUGUUAAGGAAAAUUGCGAACUUUAAAAAAGAUGAAAAGGGGCUUGGUUGGUGGACUUUAAAACCGGAAUAUUUAUAAACUUUUGUUUGAA